ACUUAAGCCAUAUCACUUGUGGUUCAACCUGAAAAUGUUGUACUUUAUUCAUGAGGCAGAACAACAGCUACUUUUGGCUGUACGGGUGACUGAUCACUAUAGCAGUAUGGUCUCUGGACGAAAUGGGGAAUGGAUUAGUGAAACCCAAGCAUCUGAGAAGAACAGACAGACAUGUGGCAAACCUCUCUAUUGGCUGUGGUGGCAACCGUAAGUUUUUGAAGGACCCAGGGCUAGGCAUCAAUGUGACUAGCGAGCAAGCUGAUAUUCUUUGCAGCAGGGUGCUUGAACUGGAAAAGGAACUGAAGAGAAAAGAUCUAGAGUUGCAAGAGGGUCAAAGUCGUGUUGCUGAGCUUCAGGAACAGCUGGCUAUGCAGGCUAAGGUCAUAGCAGAACUCACCAAGGAGCUUCACAACAAGUGUAUACAGUUGAACAAGCUGCAGGAUGUUGUUAGCACUCAAGGAGAGCAUUCUCUUCAGCCUUCUCCUUUUAAAGCAGCUUCAAGGAUUCAGAUAUCUGCUGACAGGAGAAGAGGAGCCAAGGAAGGUGUAUCUGCAGAGCCAACGACACGGCUCUAUGAUUUGAACAAGCAAACUACGUUCUCCUUGGAAAAAGCAACAGUCCGAAAGGAUUCCAGUGAGAAGAAACUUAUCACAGAUGCCCUGAAUAAAAAUCAGUUCUUGAAGAGACUGGAGCCUCACCAGAUCCGAGAUAUGGUGGAAUGUAUGUAUGAAAGGACUUUCCAGCAAGGCAGCUAUGUCAUCAGACAGGGAGAGCCAGGCAAUCACAUUUUUGUGCUCAAAGAGGGGAGCCUGGAGGUCUUUCAGCAGGAUAAACUACUCUCCUCAAUACCUGUGUGGACGGCAUUUGGUGAACUAGCCAUUUUAUACAACUGCACAAGGACAGCCUCUGUGAAAGCAAUCACCGGUGUUAAAACAUGGGCAUUGGACAGAGAAGUGUUUCAAAAUAUCAUGAGGGUGACAGCACAAACAAGACAAGAGCAAUACAGAAACUUCCUUAGAAGCGUGUCCUUGCUGAAAAACUUACCUGAGGAUAAGUUGACCAAGAUCAUAGACUGCCUGGAGGUGGAGUACUAUGACAAGGGAGAUUAUGUUAUUCGGGAAGGAGAAGAAGGCAAUACCUUCUUCAUAAUCGCAAAAGGAAAGGUAAUAGUUACCCAGAGUACUGCAGAUCACUCGCAGCCUCAGCUGAUUAAAAAUCUCUAUAAAGGAGAUUACUUUGGAGAAAAGGCUCUGAUCAGUGAUGAUGUCAGAUCAGCAAAUGUUAUUGCAGAUGAAUACAAUGUGGAGUGCCUCGUUAUAGAUAGAGAGACAUUUAAUCAAACUGUUGGAACUUACGAGGAGCUUCAAACUUACCUGGAAGGUUAUGUGGCUAAUCUGACCCGCGCUGAUGAAAAGCGACAUGCAAAAGGAAGAUCCUUCUGCGGACAGUUGGCCAAAGACGUGUCUUUGGAGAUGAUAGAGCUGAAGGAAAAAGUAGCCCAGUUCCCUCCUUCCCCGUUCCAGAAUUUAGAAGUUAUCACAACUCUGGGUGUUGGUGGGUUCGGAAGGGUUGAGCUUGUUAAAGUGAAAAAUGAGAGCAUGGCUUUUGCUAUGAAGCGUAUAAAGAAGAAACACGUAGUGGACACCAAACAACAAGAACAUAUCUAUUCUGAGAAGAAAAUCCUCGAGCAGAUAUGUUCUCCAUUCAUUGUCAAACUAUAUCGCACAUUCAAAGAUAGUAAGUAUGUGUACAUGCUACUGGAGGCUUGCCUUGGAGGGGAAUUGUGGAGCUUGCUGAGAGACAGAGGCAGCUUUGAUGAAGCCACUACGAAGUUCUGUGUUGGGUGUGUGACAGAGGCUUUUGACUAUCUUCAUCACAUAGGGAUUAUCUACAGAGACCUGAAGCCAGAAAAUUUAAUUUUGGAUGCUGAAGGAUAUAUAAAACUGGUUGAUUUUGGAUUUGCAAAGAAGAUUGGAUCAGGGCAGAAAACCUGGACGUUUUGUGGAACCCCUGAGUAUGUUGCCCCUGAAGUCAUUCUGAGUAAGGGCCAUGACUUCAGUGUGGAUUUUUGGUCCCUUGGGAUUCUUGUGUAUGAACUCCUUACUGGCAGCCCACCAUUCUCUGGGGCAGAUCAAAUGAUGACAUAUAAUUUGAUUCUCAAAGGCAUUGAAAAGCUGGAUUUUCCUAAGGUAAUAACAAGGCGGCCUGAGGAUUUGAUCCGCAGACUCUGCAGGCAAAACCCUACAGAAAGAUUAGGCAACCUGAGGAAUGGAAUUAAUGACAUUAAGAAGCAUAGUUGUUUCUAAGCCCUGCCAUUUGUGCUUGGUAAAAGAAGUGCUUUGUCUUUUCUACUUGUCUCCUCUCAUACUGUUAAAAGAGGGUGGUAAUCCAAAGGGGUGCAUAUCUUUGCAUGGCUGUGCUUACGCAUAUAUUAACCUGCCUGUCAUUUUGGCACCUCUAUGCAGAUGAGAUGCAAUGCACCUAGUGGUCCUGAAGCUCCCCCUGCUACCACUCCCUUGUAUGACAAUGACAGUGCUCAAGUUUCCUCUUUUCAACAACUGUGUUAUCACAUGGGCAGAAGUUGUAAUGAAAAAAAAAGUCUUAUAGCCCUUGUUCACAUGUUUUUCAGCUGUAAACAGUAUAGUGACAGAAAACAAUCUUUCUCUUGGUC
Pezoporus flaviventris is the source of this 2671-nucleotide messenger RNA. RefSeq names its product protein kinase cGMP-dependent 2 (gene PRKG2). Gene Ontology annotation, molecular function: cGMP-dependent protein kinase activity; ATP binding. The transcript has 18 exons. Bases 123 to 2306 code for a protein of 727 amino acids. The record is from RefSeq and is a predicted model, not a curated record. Gene Ontology annotation, biological process: protein phosphorylation. Lineage: Eukaryota; Metazoa; Chordata; Aves; Psittaciformes; Psittacidae.